GCCGGAACCUCCACGGGAAGGUGGAAGAAGAAGUGGAAGGUGGUCCAGGAGAAAUUUUUUUCGCAGAAGAAAGUUAUCGAGGCCGGCUUUGCGGUGAUCGGAAAAAACGCGCUCGCGGCGACCACGACCGCUAUUGAAAGGAAAAACUCCCUCUCCCCAUAUCGAAAAGGCAUGGCUCCACCAAAAUUUGUGUUGCUGAUUUGAGGUCACAAAUCACCUUUGUCUUGCAAGAAGGCAACUCCACAAGCUCCGCAGCAUUGUGCAGGCGGUUUGUGAUGCUCAUGGGCCUACAGCGUGGACGUUUCUCGUGCUAGACGCCUAGGCCAAAACCGCUCGACUUAGGCCUAGGAAGGGCCUGCGUUCCUCUCCAGCAAGACAAAUCUGAUUUGUGUACGCAGAUCCUGCGUUAGAAGCUCUUUCUUGAUAUGGGGAGGGGGGAGUUUUCCUUUUGAUAAGCGCAGCAGGAUCCUUGCAGGCGGUUUCAGGCGCGGCGGUGCUCGGUGGGCUGUUGACGAGUCGCGAUAAUACCACUACGAAUAACUUCAUCGAGCCGGUCUGCGACUUUCUCCAGAAACAGCUGCUCGAAGAAGCGAAAACCACCAGCACAGCCACUUCUUACCCCGCUGUUGUCGACGGGGUAUGCAGCAUGUUGAAAGCGCAACUUGUUUCUUCCAAACCAGCAGGUGAAAUCCAGAAGCUACUGCAAACCUGCAACAGAAUGCUGAAGAGGCAGCCGGAGACGGCGGGGGGCUGCAUCAUGCGAUUAAUGGAAAUUUGCGGGUGUGAAUUGUUGUUCCACUUGCAUGAAAACGCGAAUAAAGGCACGUCAGUGUCAGAAGAAUUCGUCAAAACGCUUUCCGAGUUCCUCACGACCUCCCAUUCGCUGCACGUGAAGCAGCGGGAAUUCUGUACCCGAGUGUCCGAAGCGGUCGCGGAACAAGCAACACUGGCUGAUGCGAAGGAGGACAAAGCGACCUUUCCUAGAACCUCCGCCGUUCUCGAUCACGUUUUCACCCUCCUCACCACGAAAAACACCGCGCCGGCGCAGGACAAGAUUGCGGCGCUGACGAUGGGGAGCAAGAUGCUGGCCAAGAUGAUCGGGAGCGUGCUGUAUAAAAUGACUGCUUGUAGUUCAGGCGGUGAUGUACAGGAACAGCAAAAUAAGGAACAACAACUACAUCAGGCACAACUUCUUGUAUCCUGUUUCAACACCAUGUUCCUGGAAAAAGUCACCACUUUCAAGUCCCUUCUCGUCAACGGCGCCACCACCUCCACCAGCCUGCUUCUGAAAGAAGCCACCGGCCCGGGCAUGAGCGAAGAUUUGAGGCUGUUGGCGAUCAAAAAUUGCGGCUUGAUCGUGAACUUGGCGAACUUGGUCGUCUUCGGUGACAAAUCCGAUAGCAGCUCUCUUGACAAGCGAAAACAGGUGACACAACCAGUCUUGGACGUGAUCAAGAAGGUUCUAGCAAACGAGAAGAAGGACACAAUUAAGGCCGCCUGCGUGAAUGGAUUGGUAGUUGUAAAAACAGGUAGACCAACAUCAAUAUCCCCAGCGGAGAUGGUCGCGAAACGGAGUAAAAACAACGGCACAACUAGUAGUACCCAAGAAAAGCAGACCUCCAUUCUCUACGAUCUGUCUCCCUUUCAAGAUUGGGUGAAGGAAAACAUCAUCAUCAACGCAACCCUGUGGUCCGCCACUCUGAAGGUCGCGCUCCGUUCCGGGAUGCUUUCCGCGUUGGUAUUCGCGUUGCCGCUUGAGGCUGCCGUGAACUUGAAAAAGGACUGGAAGAAAGAGCAACUUGCCCUCUUCACCGAUGCGACGGAGUCUUUUUUCCUGAACCCGGAAAACUUCAAACUGAACAACACCAUCGCACCCCAGGACCUCUGGUGCGCCGCUUUUUCCGCGGUGCUGGAAACGGCUGUGGUGGAAAGCAAGCUCGAUCUCGCGACCAGGUUCCCCCUCACGUUGACGAAGCAAUCCUCUUAUGCUGAGUAAAAACGUCCCCACCCCAGAGUUGUCAUGCAAAUCUGCAAUGCCAGCCAAAAAAGUUUCUUAUGCGAAGCCCCAUAAGAGGCAUUUACUAGUCGUCUUUUUGAGUUUGUGAUGCUAGAACCAGCAUGAUAUGCUAGACCUAGAUCUGUGAUGCUGCUGAACUAGCGAACCAGGAUCACACUAUUUUGAGGGCAAAAUUGUCAUGCGAAACAGCGAAAGCUGUUUGAUUUGUCUAGCAGAUUUUCCAUCUUGACUCUAGAGUGGGGACAUUUUUCCUCACAAUACCUCUUUGCAGCUCUUCAUCGAGCCGACCGCCGCGUCGUUGGAAACGUCCAGCUGUACGGAGACGGAAGAGGGCUUAUCAAGCGCAAAAAUGUCUGGGUCUGGAAGAUUCUGAGAUUUGUCAUGCUUAUUUUUCAUAGCCCAUGAGGCCUGUAAUGCAUGACCUAGCAUCGCAGAUUUUUAAAGGGCCCUCUGAUGCGUAUUCCGCAUGAGAAACGCCCACUCCGCGUAGCGCAAACUGAACUCCUCUUGCCGGUCAUGCAAUACAGAUUUUUUUUACCUUCCAAAGACAGCAUCACAAGUUACAACCUUCCAGCAGACCCAGACAUUUUUGCAUUUGAUAGGGCUACAUCGUCGUCGAUUCCGAGAAACCGGUGCUGAAACCGCAGAGUUUGCAGAAACUUCUCGACAUGAAAACCAACCCGGUUUUGAAACAAUUUCUCGCUGUAUUGUCCAGCAGCUACGCCGGAAAUAACGCGCAGUUCGCGAAUUCGGAUUCUGUUCCGUUUUUCAAAACGUUGUUAGAAAAACUCGUCAAGUCCGCAGCGGUUUCGGAGAAGGAUAAAACCAUCAGUCCCGCGUGCAAGCCGGACUUGGAUUUGCUUUUCCAUCACUUCACCACCAGUUUGGUGCAAAUAUUUCACCACAUGUUGCAGACUUCCUCGGAGAAAAAUUCCCAAGUUCUCGGCGGGCAGAAACACUUCGAGAACGGGAAAUUGCGCGGGACGACGAUUCUGAACGAGUCGUAUGGGUUCAAAAGAGUUUUGGGAAGAAAGGACUUCGCGCUUUUCCCCACCAGUUCGAUUGGUUCGACUUCUAGUAGUACUACGGCCGCGUCAAGCGGGGAUGGAAAAAAUGCAAGUCUUUCGACCGGAGCAGGAAGUUUUAGCUCGAUAUCUUCUCCCGAGGAGGGAAAUAAUUCCAUCCCGCAAACCGACAUUGUUCUCCGCGCGAUUGUUUUAGACCUUUUGUCCGCCUGCCUCCCUUUCACCGCAGAAUUCCCGGAUGUGACUGCGUGUCUCCUCGCACUGGCUUUCCACCCCGCGAUUUGCCCGAGGAACGGUGGUAUCAAAUGUAAAUAUGUCUGGGUCUGGAACAUUCUAAACAUGUAAUGCUGUCUCUGGAUUCUGAAAAAAUUUGUACUGCAUGACCAGCAAGAGGGCUCCAGUUUGUGCUACGCGGAGACGGCAUUUCUCAUGCGGUAGAGGUAUCGCAAAGCGCUCUGAAAAUCUGUGAUGCUACGGCAUGCAUCACAGACAUCACGGCUCAUGGAAAAUAUGCAUGACAGGUCUAGAAAUUUUCCAGACCCAGACAUUUUUGCAUUUGAUCGGUGGGAGGCAGCUGGUGACGAAAUUGGUGGAAGAGAAACUGAACCAAUCGAACAUCAAAAGCCCGGAUGUGUUUUUUGACAGUUGCUUCCCGCGGUUACAGGCGCUCGCGCUCGCGUCUGAAGAACUGGAUUGGAGCUCUUCUGAGAUGAUGAAUUUUCUCCAGCAAAAUCCGCUCAGAAUCGGCGCGGUCCGGGCGAUCACGUCGCUGUACAAGCCGUCGGCGAGAAACCAUUUGGAGUCUUUGAUGACUCAGGUGAAGUUAAAGAUGAAGCAAGUCAGCGACAGAAUCAACCUCGAUAGCAAAUCCGACGCGAUUGCGAUCUUUUUCCAGGACGAAUAUCAAAAUGAAAAAUCCCCUCUCCCCAUAUCAAAACGGAAAUUUGUGAUGCUGAUUUGUGGCCACAAAUCAGCUUUGUAUUGCACAGAGGCACUGCGGCCAGAUCCCCAGACUAGGUAGGGGCGUAUGGGUCUAGUAGUUCAGCAUGAGAAACGGCCCCCCUUUAGGCCAGACAGCAUGACAAAUCGCUUCCAUAAUGGGGCGGAAGCUUCUGCCCUUGUCUUCUUGCAAGACAGAUGUGAUUUUUGACCUCAAAUCCGCAACACAAAUUUUUGGAAACAUACCUUUUCAAUAUGGGGAGGGGGGAUUUUUCCUCUCAAUAACGAAUCUGAGGUGUUUCACUCCGAGUAUAAUUCCGCCGAAGAUUCGCUUGGGCUUGCACAGUAUCCUGUGCAAAAGUAUCGUACUCGUAUAAAUGCAAGUCAUGCGUUACAAAUCUUGUUCCCAAUGCAAAUCUGCAUUACAAAUUUUAUUUCUCAUGCUGAGGAAAUUUGUCACGCAUUUAUACGAGUACGAUACUUUUGCAGUCCAUACACAGGCGAAAAUCAAAUCAGCGGAUCUCGACGCAGCUCCGGCUGUAGUUUCAGUUGCAGCAGCGGCUCCGAAGACGACCGCAAAGGCUGGUGCGACAGGAGGAAAUAAAUCUGCCGCAGCCCCAAAGUCGAAAGCGAAAGCCAAAGCGGCACCCGCGAAGGCGGCAGCGGCAGGACCUGGGACGACCAUGUUGAAGAAUAAAGGCGCGCUUUCAAAAGAAGAGCAGAAUGAGAUGAAGUUAUUGGAGCAGCUGCAACUGAGACAAAGGAUGCGCUACACGAUUCAGGAGGCGGAGUUGCUGCUCGACUUGUUUUAUGAAAUGCAAAAGUAUCGUACUAGUAUAAAUUGAAAUACAAAUUGGCCCAGCGUUACAAAUUAAAUUUGUAAUGCGGAUUUGCCUAUGAGAAAGAGGUUUGUAAUGCAUAACUGCAAUUACUACGAGUACGAUACUUUUGCACAGGAUAUGUUUUCUUCCUUCAGUUUCAUCCCACAAAAGUCCCAGACAACUUCUUAUCAACUGUAAAAAUGUCUGGGUCUGGAAGAAUUGAUGUUUGUCAUGCUUGUCUGGCAUGAUUCUUAAAUCUGUCAUGCACGGCACCCAGGAGCUCUUUUUUUCUGUGAUGCAGAAACGCAGUUUGUCAUGCAGAAUAGGCAACACGACUAGAAGCUCAGAAACUUGUCAUGCUGAGCCACCAUUUGUGGCCUCAUCAUGAGACGCCGCCCAGCAUCACAAGUUUCCAGACCCAGACAUUUUUACAUUUAAUACUUCUAGCGGGGGGACCAUUUCUCUGUUGGAAAAGCACGUGCCGGAGCUUUUACCCUCUUUGGUGAUUCUGUUAGGUUCCCCACUGACCGCGUUAUCCACCGUCGCGCGGAUCCGCUCCUUCGUCCAAUUAUGAAUUGUAAAAAUGUCUGGGUCUGGAAACUUGUGAUGCUGGGUGGCGUAUCAUGAAGAGGCCACAAGUGCUGGCGCAGCAUGACAAGUUUCUGAGCUUCUAGGUGUUGCCUAUUCUGCAUGACAAACUACGUUUCUGCAUGACAGAAAAGUGGGGGUCUUUGGUAAUGUGCAUGACAGAUUUAAGAGUCAUGCCAGACGAGCAUUACAAAUUUGCAUUCUUCCAGACCCAGACAUUUUUGCGUUUGAUGCCAAUCCGUGGUGCCGAAGCAGGUGAUCAGUACAAGAUGUCUGCUACCUAUCAAAUGUAAAAAUGUCUGGGUCUGGAAACUUGUGAUGCUGGGUGGCGUCUCAUGAUGAGGCCACAAGUGCUGGCUCAGCAUGACAAGUUUCUGAGCUUCUAGGUGUUGCCUAUUCCGCAUGACAAACGACGUUUCUGCGUCACAGAAAAAUGGGGCGCGUGGGUAACGUGCAUGACAGAUUUAAGAGUCAUGCCAGACAAGCAUGACAAACAUGCAUUCUUCCAGACCCAGACAUUUUUGCAUUUGAUACUACCGGAUAUCCUGCAACUCGUCGCGCGAAACGAGAUCGCGCGGGACGUGAAAUGUAAGCACGUGAAGCCGCUGCCGUUGGUGGACAUCAGAUCGGCGAUAGUCUCUGCUGUGGGAGAAGGAGAUAGUACAAGCGAAGAGUUGCUGAAUGAAAACACGACUGCUGAGAACGAGCAAGAAGGUAGCGAAAACAGCAACGAUCGGCAGCAAUCCCAGCUCCUCACACUUCUCCACGGCGUGAGUCACGAAAAUCCACUGACCGCCGGCGGGUUUUCGUUCCUCGUCCCUGUCUUGAUCCAGAUUCUGCAAGAGGCGGACAGUAAAUCUGAGUCUCUCUGCUCGCUCGCAUUGCAAAUCCUAGCGCGGCAGUUGUCGAUUGUGUCGGAAACGCAACUGACGCUGUUGACGACCGAGAUCCGGAUGAACCUGCUUGAAGGGCUGUUCUCCUGCAUCUAUAAACUACCCCGCAUUGCGAUGAACUGCAAGGACACACUGGAGGUGAUCUGCAAGCGGUUAGUGGCGACGGAAAAGGAGUGCAAGAAGCUAGCAAGGAUGUAUCUGCAGUGCAGUGAGAAAGCACGGAAGGUAGUUUUGCUCCCCGGUAUCGCGGCGUUGCUGCAGAACUAUUACGUAAUGAAGACGACUACCGCGAGGCAAGCGUUCCACGCGGUUUUGCUGAUCGGGCUCUGUGAAAGCGCUGGAAGUGGGGGAGGAAGUGCAGCUGGAAACGACAACCACGAUGAAGACGACGGAAUGCGAAACGGGAAUACAGAUGGUAAAAAUAACCCAAGUUCAUCCGACCAGUCCCUUGCCGCGGAAAUUUACGAAUCGUUCGGGUUGACCGACAGUCUUGACGCAACUACGACAGUUCUUCCCGACCUGCUGGAAAUCAUCAAGGGAAUCCUCCCCGCCCCCAUCGUCGAAGCCCGGGAGAUCCAGAAGCUCGGCGGGCUGGCGAUGCUGAAACUGUUGGAACUGGUGCAAGAGAAGCAGUACAGAAUUAACACCCAAGCCAAGUCCUUGUGCAAAACGGGCCGACCGCUCGAGACGAAUGAGGACUACGUGCGGAAUGCAUUCGACAUUUUGAAACAAGCGUAUACCAGCGAAAUCCUGAAACAGCAAGAGUUCUAUUUGAAUUUGAAACUCAAAAAGGACAAACUCGCGGAAGACAAGAAGGCCGCGGUCGAGGCGAAAAAGUUUUUGACCGGGAGCAACGCGCCGAAGUCCGCUCUGGAGAAGGAGAUCGAGGAGUUAGAUGAGAUCAACCGCAAGCAAUACUGGACCGCGAAAUACGGGUUGGUUUUGCUGUUCAAACACAUCUUGUCUCACAACAACCUCGUGCAACUUCCACCCGCGAGCAUUGCGGACGGGACGACGGGGGAGGAUUUCUUACGAUUCUUACUGCACGUGGCUUUACACGACGACCGCUUGCAGGAUUUGGAAGUCAAGGAGAAAUCUACCAUCGAAGACGUUCGGUCUGUGAAGAAGGACGACAAAAAGGACGAAAACAAAUCUUCUCCCGAACUGGAAGAAAUCGACCCGGCCAUCCAACUUUUCGGCGACCUCCGGGAGCUUUUGAUCGCGUCGGGAACCGCGUUGAUCGAGGUGUUGGGGGAAUCACAGGGGGAGAAACUCGCGAAAAUUGUCGAUGAGUUGGAAAUCGCGGCAAUUACUCCUGAGGGAUCGCAACUUGGGUCCGCGGUCUUUUCCGGCGCGCUGGGAAAGUUUUUGAACCCAAAUUCGGACAGCACGAGGGCGAUUUUACCGAGGUUAUUCACCCAGUGUUUGGACGCGAAAUCGUCCAACUCGGUGCAAUAUCAAAUGCAAAAUUGUCUGGGUCUGGAAGAGUGCAAGUUUGUCAUGCUUGUUUGGUAUGACUCGAGAAUCUGUGUUGCAUAGGCACGAAAAAGUCCUCUUACCUGUCAUGCAAAAACGAAGUUUGCCAUGCGGAAUACGUAGGACAUGGCAGCCAAAUUAAUUGUCAUGCAUAGCUGCGUAUCGCAAUGCGUCUAUCAUUCACUUUUAGCAUUACAAGUCCAGACCCAGACCUAUUUGCAAUCCAUAUGCAACUCGCCGUCGUGAAGGUUCUGCCGCCCUUGAUCAAGAUGCAAUUGCAAGUGGAGAAGAACGCGAAACUGACUUCCGACCCCGAUAUCCCGUUGGACUCGAAGUCGACAAUUGAAUCGAAGUUAUUGGAUCUGCUCGACGUCGCGUUUACCGAUAAGGUUGAGACAGUCAGAAGAGGCGCGGCGUUGGCGCUUGGGGCGGUGGUCAAGGGGUUGUCGAUCCAGACCUUGAAGCAAUUCGACAUUAUGAGCAAGAUCGAGCAGAUCGUUAACGGCAAGCAGUCAAACUCCCAGGCGAAGCAGGGAGCGAUCAUGUGCCUGGAGGGGUUGACGCGAUCUCUCGGACGGUUGUUUGAACCCUAUGUGAUCGCGACAUUGCCGAUCUUGUUGAAGGCUUUUGCGGAUUCCGCGCCGAUUGUGCGGACCGCGACGCAGUCGACGGCCAAGGCGAUUAUGGGAAAUUUGAGCGCGCACGGAGUCAAAUUGGUGCUGCCGCAUUUGCUGGAAGGUACAACUACGUGUUACAACUGGCUGAGGAGUGAUUUUUUUUGAGUUUUUCAUAGAUCAGAUACAGAUCGAUUCCAUGUAAAUAUGCAUGAAGAUCAGCACAAAAAUCGCAAACUCGUGUCCGUUCAUCGUAGAAUUGAUGUUCUUGGCAUGAUCAACAAAAAUCAAAAUUUCACAUAUAUUCACUCUAGGUAUCGAUGACAAGCAGUGGCGCACGAAGCUGGCGUCUAUCGAAAUGCUGGCCUCGAUGGUGCAAGGUGCGCCGAAGCAGCUCGCGGUGUCUUUACCCAAGGUGGUGCCAGUCCUCGCGGAAGUGGUGAACGACACGCACGCCAAGGUCAAAGACGCGGCUAAACUCGCGAUGGAGCGCGUGGGACAAGUGAUCUCGAAUCCGGAGAUCCGGCAAUUAGCGCCGCAGUUAUUGACCUGUCUCUCCACCGUGACGGAGAACAGCACGAGAAAAGCGCUGGAUUCCUUGCUGACGACCAGUUUCGUGCACAACGUGGACGCGCCGUCGCUGGCUUUGCUGUGUCCACUGGUCUUGCGGGCCCUGCGCGAGAGAAGUGCGGAAAUGAAGAGGAAAGGUACGUUUAUAUUUUUGCGCUUUACGCAUCAGCAUCACCGACUGCGCUUGGUUCUCAUUGGUUGUGCAUGAGAUCGAUGGAAACAAAGUACACAAGAGAAUGAUGACUUCUCAUCUAUUCAAGCUCAACAGAACUGAAUUGGGACUUUUCGGAAGUUGCAGUUUGUUGACAACAUUUCUCCGCUGUUCUGAAAAUAGUCUGCACAACCAAGUACUUCGUCCAUUGAUUGUUGCGACUUGCAGCAAUUUGAUGUUGAUGAUUGUUUUUCAGGGCGGGGGCAUCAACACUUCUUGCAUUUGGAACAAACGGCUCUGCUCAAAAAAAAAUAAAUUUUAUCACACCUCCAGGUGCCCAAAUCAUCGGUUCCAUGGUUCUCCUUAUCAAGGAGCCCAAGGACAUUCAACCGCACUUACCGGUUCUCCUCCCAGCCCUAAAAAUCACCCUCGUGGACCCCAUCCCGGACGUCCGCGCCACCUCCGCCAAAGCCUUCGGCACCCUCGCCCAGGGUCUGCCGGAGGAAUUACUCGGCGAUUUGCUUCCAUGGUUAUUCACCAUGCUGAAAUCCAAGGAAUCCCCCGUGGAACGGUCCGGUGCGGCGCACGGCUUGUCGGAAGUAUUGAUGGCACUCGGGGCCAACCGAGUCGACGCUUUCUUACCCGAUUUGUUAGAAACUGCCGCGGCGCCAAACACCCCACCAGAGGUGAAGGAGGGGUACCUGGGCUUGUUCGUCUACUUGCCCCUGACGAUGGGCGGGAAGUCGUUCGAGAAGUGGUUCCAACGGGCGCUGGAUGGCUUACUGCGCGGUAUGCAGGAAGAGUACCAAACGGUGCGGGAUGUCGCGUUCCGCGCGGCGAGCAGUAUUUGCAAGCAGUUUGGCGCGACCUACACGGCGCUGAUUUUGCCACCUUUGGAGGAGGGGCUGUUUGAGGUGGACUACAGGAUACGCCACGCGUCCGUGCUGCUGCUGAUGAACGUGAUUGAGUCAGUGCUGAAGGCGAACCGGAUGAAUACGAAUAACGUGGAUCUCAUGAGCGCGGAGGUACUUAAGGGCUAUAGCUUCGGAUGCAGUUUUGGCAUGACAUUUGCUUCUUGUCAUGCGUAAUUGUGUGCAUCACAGCUUUAUCGGCGCCCGACGUUCGAAACGUCGAAGAUUUGUCUUGCGUGAACCCACGAUAUCAUGAUGAUCAAAAACAAUCAGGUAAUGCCCCCGGAGCGUCGCGCUUACGUGUUGUCCUCCCUGUACAUUGUCCGAUCCGACGAGUCUGGUGCGGUGAAGCACGCGGCCACGUCGGCUUGGAAGCAACUCGUGCAGAACACGCCGCGGUGCGUCCGGGAGUUACUGCCGAUUCUAAUGCGAAGACUGAUCCACUUGCUUGCCUCCGCUUCGAAGGAGAAACAGGUGUGCGCAAGUCGGUGCGUGGGAGAAUUGGUGGGGAAGUUGGGCGACAGAGUGUUGCCAGAACUCAUGCCGAUCUUCUUCAAAGCACUGACGACAGACGGAAGCACGGAAUUGGUAUUUUUACUUGUGUUGUUGAUGAUGCGCGUUUUAGGUUUAGCAUCUUGUUCAACAUGGGAGAUAAUUCUAAUUCACGGUGCCGUACACACAUGAUCACAGAUGACCACCGCAGUGGUACAAGAGAUGAACCAUCAUGAUGACAGAAGCAGAUCCUGGAUAGUAGAUGCUGAUAAUUCGAGAUUUUUCCAGUCUUGUACCACGAAGUUGAUCCGUCGGAGGGGUUCUCCGCUGGGUCUUUUUCAGGUGCGGCUGGUCUACUCCCGAAUAAACUUCAGUGACGACGUACUUACAAAGAAUCACACAGUCUGAUGAUGAAAACAGGUCUUACUUAUGCAUGCACACAAUCUUCACAGUGCUAUGUAUCGUGCGCAGCUACAGGAGCUUCACUGAAAACAGUAACAUCACGCAUAUUAAAAUGAACAUAAAAUCAACCUCGUCUACAGGUCCGCGAGGGUGUCUGUAUUGGAUUAACAGAGUUAAUCAACAACUGCUCCCGCCAACUGCUCGUCGACUACGUUUCGGAGCUUGUUCCCGCGGUGAGACAAGCUUUGUGCGACAACUCCGAAUCGGUCCGCAACGCCGCUUCGAAAGUCGCGGCGUUACUCUACUCUUCCGUCGGAACCUCCGCGACGAAUCCGAUCAUUACUGGCUUGCUGAAGGGCUUGUCCAAGGGCGACACGAGAUGUCUCGACGGCCUGGAACAGUUGCUGCAGCGGCAGUCGAACAUGGUUCUGCCGGUGAUUCUAGAAACGCUACCCAAAGCCGGGCCGCCGUGGCAAAGUGCGGCGCAAUUGUACGGAUUGUCGACCCUGUCGAAGUUGGAAGACGAACAUUUGUUUUACCGCCAUAUCACCGACGUGUUAGAACCAAUUCUGGAAACCUUGGCGAGCGAAGACCAGGCAGACUUUAUCGAUGACGCAGUUGAGGCGGGGCGGAAAUUGCUGCAGAAGGUGACGAGCACGGGAUCGAACAUCAUAUUGGGCGAGUUGGGGCAGUGCUUAUCCUCGAAGCGGGGCAGGAUGCGUGCGGCGGGCGGGAUUUUAUUGAGGGUCUUUUUUGAAGAGACCAACGCGGAGAUGCCAAGUAAGAUUAAUCAAUGUCUUUUUCAAUACGUGUGAAGGAGGUGCUCGUUGAAAUAUAUGUGCCAUGCUGUGUGUGCGUGACGAACUCAAGUUGUUCGGUAUACGCAUGGAAAUUUACUAUCCUGCGCAAAACUCUCGUACUCGUAUAAAUGCAUUACAAAUUCCCUCAGCAUGAGAAAUGAAAUUUGUAAUGCGGAUCCACCUUAGGAACAGCAUUUGUAAUGCAUGACUGCAAUACGAGUACUUCCACUUAUGAAAUCCAAGGUAUCAUGGACCUGAUCCUGGACACGCUGCUCCCGAUCGCGGUUUCCGACCCGGAUGAGUUUGCCCUGAAGGAGAACUUCAAGGCCUUCCAAGCGUUAACGAAAAUGGCGAAAAAAGAGGACCAAUCCCUGUACCUCGAGCAGGUGCGGGAAUUAAUCCUCAAAGAAGCGUCCGUCACCGACAAAUCGGGUACGAAAUCGACCGAACAAAAGGGCAUGACGCUCCUAUUGCAAUGAAAAACGCCCCCACCCCCGAACUUGGGAGCAUUUGUAUUGCAAACCUUUCCAAAUGAAACAUGCGCCCCCUAGCAUGUAUCAGCAUGACAGAUUUCCGAUCGUGAAUAGCAAAAAUUUGUAUUGCAAAAGAUCCCAGCAAGAGCGGCGCUUGUCAUGCAAGCGCUGCGACACACACCUAGACUCUGCAUCACAAAGAUUCAUACUCCUUUUAUGCAUGACAAAAACCUUUCAUUUGGAAACUUUGCAUCACAAAUUAUUGCAAUUUCAGGGGUGGGGGGCACUUUUCACUGUAAUAGCUCCCCGGUUUGGCGUUGCCGAACGGGUUAGAACCCUUCUAUCCGAUCUACUAUGCUCUGCAAAAGUAUCGUACUCGUACAAAUGCAAGUCUUGCAUUGCAAAUUUUGUUCCCGAAGGUAAAUCUGCAUUAGAAAUUGUGUUUCUCAUGCUGAGGAAAUUUGUAAUGCAUAGCAUUUGUACGAGUACGAUACUUCUGCAAUGCAUAUCUACCAGCACGGACUGAUGUACGGGUCCAACGAAUUGCGGUUGUUAGCUGCGUAUGCAUUACAAAUAUGUCCGGGUCUGGAAGUGGAAACUUGUGAUGCUGGUGGAGAAAGACGACCACGACGGCUCGAUUGACUGCCAAGUAUGACAAGUUUUGGAGGCGCCACAGUGUUGUCUAUUCUGCACGACAAAGUGAGCUCCUGCAUGACAAAAGGAUGAGGCUUUUGAGUAACCCGCAUGACAGACUUGAGAGUCCUGUUAGCCAAGCAUGACAAACCUUGCAUCUUUCCAAACCCAGAUAUAUUUGCAAUGCAUACUGCGAAGGGGUUGGGAGAGUUAGUGGAUCACACAACGGAAGCGGCGUUGAAGCCGUACGUGGUGAAAAUCACUGGGCCGCUGAUCCGGAUUGUCGGGGACCGGUUUCCGCCGAACGUACGAAUCGCGAUCUUGGAGACGCUGGAACUGUUGCUGAAGAAGGGAGGCGCGUCCUUGCGGCCCUUCCUGCCGCAGUUGCAGACGACGUAUCUGAAGUGUCUCACGGACGCUACGAGUGGAGAGGUAUAAUUUUUGUUCUGGUUAUAAGUUUCGGGAAGGGCUUUGCAAAACUUUUUUGCCUAGACCUGCAGUAGGUAGUUCUAGUUGACAGUCAGAAUGACAGACACAGCGACCUGCUUAGGAUGUUGUUGUGCCAGCAUUUACAACAAGUUUUUUACUCGUAGAAAAUUUCUCCCUCAAAAAAUUGUCUAUUUCGCACCAGGUUCGGUCCAAGGCUGCGGAGUCCCUCGGCGUCUUGGUUGUGCUGAACCCAAGGACCGAUUCCCUUCUGCAAGAACUCGCGAAUAACCUCUCCUGUCAAGCCAGCGGCGCCGCGAACUGCUCCCCGGAGAAGCAGGACGGGUACCGCCAGGCCCUGGCCUGCACGUUGGACCAAAUUCCGGCAGACAAGUUGAAGGAUCCCGUGCUGCAGAAAGUGAAGGACGCGGUGCAGGCCGCGAUAGACGACCACGGGGCGAAGGAUGACGUUUUUGUGGAAGAAUGCUCGAAGUUGCUGCGGAAAAAGUGGACCGAAUGAAAAAAGAAAAAGGAGAGGUGGGUCGAAGAGGUAGAAGUUGUAGUGGGGAGGAUAGAGUAAUGAAAGGUAGCUCGAUGUUGUUAAUACUGAUUACGACGAGCUCCUUCGCUUCUAAAAAGACGACGCGACAAGUACUAGAAUUGUGUUACAGGCAAAUUUGGAAUUACACUUUGUAUUCUGGGUUUGGAUUGUAAUAUCCUAGGAUUCUUUGUUUUUCUACUUCAGUACAAAAUUUUAGUGUGGUGUCAGCAUAAAACUGCCGGCUUUCUCACCCGGGAAGGGCUGCAGUUUUACAGCUGAUCACUUACCUAGGAUUCUUUGUUUUUCUACUUCAGUUUACACUGACGUAUCUAUUCCUUCGAUCGCUUGAAGUUGAAGGUCUCACUUUCUGUGAUCUUCUUUGCAAAGUAAGAUCAGGACCAGGGCGCAACUGAAGCAUACAAAUUAAUGAGUAUGAGCUAUACUCAACGCAGGGGUCAUUUGCUGGACAAGACCUUGCUAUCAUCAAAACAAAAUGAAAAUCGAUGAUGGUGAAGAUUCCAUAUUGGAACUCUUGUUUGUUGUUGCGAAAUACUCCCUCAACAAAGGCCUCGGCAUCCUCGAAGCGAAACAAACGACUACUUCUACUUCCCAGAAAGAAGUUGCGCGGCAAUAUAAUUCCCCCAUAUGAAUGUAAUACAACCCUCGCACGCUUAAAUGUUGACUUGCGCCCUGUUCAGAACAAAAAAGCAGAGGUGAACAAGUGAGGGGCAUGAAGUGGCGGCACUUGAACUUGCCCAGCCCUGCGACCCAUUUCUGAGGGGCGUUUUCGCCGCGUCUUCUCUUGGA
Messenger RNA from Amoebophrya sp. A120, 14579 nucleotides. The record is from the annotation of a GenBank genome assembly. Lineage: Eukaryota; Dinophyceae; Syndiniales; Amoebophryaceae.